AUGGGACAUGAAGGAGCAUGGAGGGACUUGGCACAUGGAAGCAGCUCAACUGGAUACGCAAAGGAAGAAGGGAGAAGCCAUCUUGAAGACCAGCUCGACCCUCUACUCGACCGGCCAAGCUUCAACUCGAUCGAGCUGAGAAGUCAAAGAAGCAGAAAGCCCAAGAGAUGGCCGACGAAGCAGCUCGCGCUCACGCCGCUGAAGUGGCGCGCGCUCAAGAAGAAGGAAGAGAUCCACCUCCUCCUCCUCCUAAUCCCUGCUGGAGAUGUGAACGCACAACCCCAAGCUGGAGCACCUACAAUCGGAGACUAUGACUCUGCCGAUGCUUUCUUCAUGGAUAGAAACCCUAUCCAUCCACCACUUCCUGCAAGGAAUGACUAUGAGAUCAAGCCUCAGAUCAUUGCAUUGGUUAGACAGAACCAAUUCAAUGGACUUCCAGCUGAGCACCCUCUUGAUCACAUAGAAAACUUUGAAGAAAUUUGCAGCACUACAAGAUCCAAUGGAGUCUCUGCUGACUACCUUAAGUGCAAGCUCUUUUCAUUCUCUCUUGGCGACAAAGCUUCAAGAUGGUUGAAGUCUCUGCCAGCUCACUCCAUCACCACUUGGGAUGAGUACAAGGCUGCAUUCAUCAACCACUUCUACACCAAACAGAGAUCAAUUUCUGUGAGAACAAGAUCUCCAACUUUCGCCAAGCAACAAUGA
Microthlaspi erraticum is the source of this 702-nucleotide messenger RNA. Lineage: Eukaryota; Viridiplantae; Streptophyta; Magnoliopsida; Brassicales; Brassicaceae. The record is from the annotation of a GenBank genome assembly.